GGUCUGUUCCCAUAUGACAGAAGACACACAAGAUAUGAUUUAUAUGCAUUUGGCCCCCACCAGCGGGGCCUCUGCUCUGAGGGACGGAGUGAGGAGAGGUUGUCUGGGUUUCAUCUCUGUCUCCUCCUACAGGAAGAUGCUCGACAGAGUCCUGCUGCUCAUCAUCCUCCUGCCCUGUGUCUGUGGAUCGCUGAUCGUGUCACAGAGCUUCUAUCAGGCGGAGGAGAACGACAACAUCACUCUGGAGUGGAACUUCACCACCACAACGAACAGCUCGCCCAGUCUGCUUUUUGUCUCCUGCGACCUGAUAGCCGAUCAGGAGCUCUCAGUCCUGUAUCGUGUGCAGGAUGGCGUCGAGGUCUCAGAGCUUCAGGAUAAACGGUUUGCGGGACGAGUCUGGAGCGACAGCGAUGCCCUCACAGAAGGACGAAUCGCGCUUCAGCUGUCCGGCCUGACGACUCACGACUCAGGUCUGUAUGUGUGCAAAGUGAGCACGGAUCACGGCUACGGCUCUGACAGCUGCCGGCUCAACGUCACCGCAGCAGGGGACCUGACCGAACCUGAGACGUCACACGCAGGACUGGUCGGCAUCUUCGUGGGAAUAGCUUUGAUGGGAACGACGGUGCUGGUUCUGUUCUGCUAUCUGUUCAUUCGCUCUCUGCUUAAAGAGCAGGAUUACGACUCAGAGUCCAGUUAUGAAGCUGAGAAAACUUUCAGUGCGUCAGACGAUUCACUUUAAAAUGAGUCCGUUUGUUUUCUCGGUGCAGGGAGGAUGUGUGCACGGGCGUGCUUAUGGCUGCCCCGGCGUCAGGAGCCAUUUCCCAAGACGAGCCUCACCCCUCAUUAGCUCGUGAAGGCUGCCAUUGGUCAGAAAAUAAAGCCAAACAGAUAAAAACUAUUUUGGAGCAAACUUAUUCAGCUGUGAUGCAAACCUGAUGCAGAGGAGAAAGGAAAGGGAAACAUUUUAGGAAACUUCACAUUAAGUUUACAGUCACAAAUUAUGAUUAAGGCUGAUCCUGAUGCUUCCUCACUUAGUUUGGUGGAUCCACACCUCCUCACCCAGUCCCCCCAUUUAUCAGGGUUUGGUACCAGCACUACCAGUACACUGGUCUGUGUCUCCUUCAUGUGGAAGGUGAAUCUGCAGCUGGUCCAUAACGCUAUAGAAAGAAGGUUAUUGAUAAAGCAAAACUAAGUAAGAGUCGUAGUUUGUAGAUGGUCUUUCUCACUCGUCUCACAACAGAAUGCAUGAAAAUAGCAGCAACUUCAAUGAAGACAGCAAAAAGAGUGAAAACGUACAGCUCAGUCUAUAUAAGAAAAGCUGUUUAUAAACAGGCACAAAUAGAACAUGUGAAACAGGUUUAGUGGAAAAAGAUUAGCAGAGGCAGAAAUGGACACACACACGCAUGAAUGGUUAACAGUAGCAAUGUCAGCCGUCAUUUAUUUUGCUGGAAUAACUCAAACAGGUCAGUCGCAGUGUGCUCAUUUCACCUGCAGAUGGCAGUGCUUACAUUACAUGUGGAGCUCAUAACGUGACUCAUUUUCAUAACCUUUAAUAGCUUCUCAGCCAGGGCUCCCUUUAAUAUGACAUUUACAUUUCAUGAAACUAAAAAGAAACAAUGAAUAAAAAAGACAGUUAUUGUUAUUUUUAACCUUUGUUUCACUAACAGUUACAGUUUCAGCUCAGUCAGGAUGUUUUGCACGAGCAGUGAUGGAGAACGAUGUACCUGUGAGGGAGGUUUAUCCAGCUCAUGUUUAUGGUCGGACGAACAUAGAGGAGAUUUUUUAGCCUUGUAGAUCCAUAAAAGAGAUUAUUAUCAGUAGAUCUCCACAGAUUUUGACUGUGUCAAAUGCUUCAAAUGACGGAUUCCAAGAUAAUUUCAAAAUAAUUCUCUUCGCUGCCUUUUAAAACUUCAUUAUCCUCACAGCUCUCACAGUGAUGACACAGACUCUGCUCUGCCUUACUGCUUGCUGAAAAAGCAGUACAGGUUCAGACGUGUGUGUACGUGUUUAGACAUCUUUGUGAGGACAGAAAGUUUGCCAUGCCACUAUACUUGUGGGGACCAACAGUCACUCCCCAUGAGUUUAAAGACAUGUUUGAGGUCAGGGUCACAGUUAGGUUAUGGUUAGGUUUAGGCUCAGCGUUAGUUCAUGUUUGAUGGUUAGGUUAAGCUGCAAGAGAAAACAUUAUUUCAGUUAAUGUCCUCACUAAGAUGUGAAAACGAGUGUGUGUGUGUGUGUGUGUGUGUGUGUGUAUAUAUUGUGACUUCCAGUCAUCAAC
Molecule: messenger RNA, 2278 nt
Organism: Neolamprologus brichardi
Lineage: Eukaryota; Metazoa; Chordata; Actinopteri; Cichliformes; Cichlidae
Biological process (GO): positive regulation of T cell proliferation; negative regulation of T cell proliferation; cell surface receptor signaling pathway
Cellular component (GO): external side of plasma membrane
Source: RefSeq, a predicted model, not a curated record